Messenger RNA from Camelina sativa (false flax), 693 nucleotides. RefSeq names its product Toll-Interleukin-Resistance (TIR) domain family protein. Gene Ontology annotation, biological process: signal transduction. Lineage: Eukaryota; Viridiplantae; Streptophyta; Magnoliopsida; Brassicales; Brassicaceae. The record is from RefSeq and is a predicted model, not a curated record.
AUGGCGAUGCAAGCACGACCGCUAGUAAGCGACGGAUUCAUUAGGAAUGUGGCAAGAGCCUUAAGGGACGAAGGGUUCAACGUUUUCAUAGACAGUGACGAGCGAAGAGGAAGAGGCAUGGAACACAUUUUCAGAGCGAUCGAUAACUCAAAGGUUGCACUAGUGAUCUUCUCAGGCAGGUACGCAGCGUCAGAGUUGUGCUUGCACGAAGCGGUGAGGAUCUAUGACCGACGUAGGGAAGGGAAACUGGUGUUGAUCCCUGUCUUCUAUAGGGUUUCGACCGACGACGUGAAUUUGUUUAACGGACGAUUUGGGGAGUCUUUUCUGGAAACUUUGAAGAUUCAGGGCAUAAGGGAUCAUCCAUUUGCUGAGCAUUGGAUGAGAAAUGUGAAUUUCAUCUGCACAGACACUGGUUUCACCUCAGAAGAUUACAGCAAUGAUACUUCUCUUGUAGCGGAGAUUGUUAGGACCAUUAAGAGACGUCUACAGGGCAAAAAUAUAUCGAGACGGCCGCAAGGUGAAGUUCUAUGGAGCAAUUUUGAUAUGUCCUAGUUCAUGCCAAAACAACCGGAAGCUCAAGAAGGAUUGGGGAAAGAGUUGCUCUAUGUUUCUAUUGCUUCUUUGAUAUGUUAUUUCAUGAUACCUUUGGUUUUCACCGAUUGGAUGUCUUCAGUAUCCGUCAGUGGUUUGUAG